UUACUGUAACAUACAUCGAGAAAAGACGCCGGGUGGGUUCAUCGAUAUUAAAAAUGUUUUCGGCUGUUUCCAAAGUAGGGGUAGUUGCUCCAUUUGUGUCCGCAACAGCUCAGAAUGUAGGAUCUCAGCUUAGACAAGCAGUCGUCACAGCUCCAACAUUUUUUCACAAAUUCACACUACCUGAGAAGGAAGACAGACUUACGUCUGAGAAGCUCGGCGCUUUGCUACCGAAGAGUCAUGGUACACGGGCUACGUGUGGAGUCCAAGGUGCUGGACAGGUAAGGUUCGCACACACGGACAUCCAAGUACCAGACUUUUCAGAGUACAGACGGGACCAGUCAAGAGAUCCCCAGAAGCCAGCAAGCACAUCAUCGACUGACCGUCAGAUGUUCUCCUACCUCUUGGUUGGCGGUGGAAGUAUCGCAGCAGCAUACAGUGCAAAGAACAUCGUCACCGACUUCAUCCAGACCAUGAAUGCCUCUGCCGAUGUGUUGGCCAUGGCCAAGAUUGAAAUCAAGCUGGAAGAAAUCCCAGAGGGUAAGAACAUGACCUUCAAAUGGAGAGGAAAACCACUCUUUGUCAGGCAUAGGACGCAGGAAGAGAUUGAUGAAGUGGUAGCUGUCGAUGUUGGAUCAUUGCGAGACCCUCAACACGACAAAGAACGUGUGCAAAAAGAUGAAUGGCUGGUCCUCAUCGGGGUGUGCACCCAUCUCGGAUGUGUACCCAUCGCCAAUGCUGGAGAAUACGGAGGCUACUACUGUCCCUGCCACGGCUCCCAUUACGAUGCCUCGGGCAGGAUCAGGAAAGGACCCGCCCCUCUUAAUCUUGAAAUCCCUGAAUACGCCUUCCCCACAGACGACUUACUUGUUGUAGGUUAACGUUUGGAAUACAAAGCCAUAGCAUGGCACUUUAUUUUGUGAUCAGGAAUUCUAUGUAUGCUUUUCCACAAUGCCCUUAUUUAACAUCCUUUACUCACCCUCAAUCAUUAUAUAAAGAUAAUCUUCUCUUGUUUAACCAGAUAGAAAAAUUCUUGUUGACUGAAAGGAAUACAUAAAAGUGAAAUUAUACAGAUUAUUGAAUUCACAGGUACCAUAUGAACCUAGCCAGCAUUCAUUCAGUUGCAAGACAUUUGAUUACCACUGUAAAAUUCAGUUUAAUAUGUAACUAAUUAUUACUAGCUUUAUCGAUCAUCGGUGGAGCUUAUGAAUUCACGAAGGAGAUGAAUUUCAUGGUCAAAUUGAAGUUAUUUAUUAAAAUAUUACACAUUUAUGAAACCCAAUACAUUUUUAUUAGCGUCGGUUUUGUUCCCAGAUGUAAGGAUUGUGGAAAAGGACAUGUAUAUAAUAUAUACAGCAGAUUGGGCAUGUGCUAUGAAGGUGAACUUGAAAAAUCCAUCCUCAAGUUUAUUUGUGCAUUAACCCCAUUCAUAUAUAUAUGCCCACCCUUUUUGCUGUUGAACCAUACAGAAACUAGGAUUUUACAGAUGUGUGUUUUACUCUUGUACAACAGUUGAAUGAAAUUGAAGAGACCUUUAUUAAAUGAAUGUUCAAAGUUGA
Messenger RNA from Lytechinus variegatus (green sea urchin), 1556 nucleotides. RefSeq names its product cytochrome b-c1 complex subunit Rieske, mitochondrial-like (gene uqcrfs1). Gene Ontology annotation, cellular component: membrane. Bases 54 to 878 code for a protein of 274 amino acids. Gene Ontology annotation, biological process: mitochondrial electron transport, ubiquinol to cytochrome c. Gene Ontology annotation, molecular function: quinol-cytochrome-c reductase activity; 2 iron, 2 sulfur cluster binding. Lineage: Eukaryota; Metazoa; Echinodermata; Echinoidea; Temnopleuroida; Toxopneustidae. The transcript is spliced from 3 exons. The record is from RefSeq and is a predicted model, not a curated record.